UUUGUCGUCGAUGCACAACUUGGUGAACUUUCACCCCUCCAAGCCGUCUUGUUUUGAUUUAGAAUGCUAGGUUCUUAGCGUGAAAUUUAGCAGGAGGACCGGGCGUAAAUACAAAUGACAGCGGGGACAUUUGAGGAAAAUUGACCCGUACGCGAUAGAGAAGGGUGACAAUGGCGCUGUCAAGAAGAAACUGUCGCUCCCGCUGACAAAAAGAUGCUUGUUUUAACCCGAUGCUAACGUUAGGUGUCAACUUAAUAUACUUCCUGUCAACAUGGCGGUGAUGAGGAGCGAUGUGUAGCACUCACCUACUGGACACACUGCAUGUGUUCGCCUUUGGUUUUCAUUACUGGCCUGGAUAUUUCACACAAGCAAAUACAACGGAUUGUUGGAUAUUUCCAUUCCUUGCUUUCAAUGGGCGAGGAAAAGCCAGACACGCUGGACUUCGUGAAGGAUUUCCAGGAGUAUCUGAGCCAGCAGACGCAGCAUGUCAACAUGAUAUCAGGCUCCGUCAGCGGCGUCAAGGAAGCGGAUGAGCUACCGGCUGACUGCAGUCAGAACGGGCUCGAUCACCCGACGGUGGACAUGAACCUUGAAGAUGGAUCUGGGAUGUUGGUGGAUGGUUUUGAGAGAACCUUUGACGGCAAACUCAAGUGCCUGUACUGCAACUACGCCACCCGAGGCACAGCGAGACUCGUUGAGCACAUUCGAAUGCACACAGGAGAGAAACCUCACCGCUGCCACCUGUGCCCGUUCGCAUCGGCCUACGAGCGCCACCUGGAGGCCCACAUGCGCUCGCACACGGGCGAGAAGCCGUACAAGUGCGAGCUGUGCUCCUUCCGCUGCAGCGACCGCAGCAACCUGUCGCACCACCGCCGCCGGCGCCACAAGCUGGUCCCGAAGAAGGACGCCCACUCGCUGUCCCACAAGAAAAUGCUGAGCGUGCUGCAGAAAAAAGCUGGCUCGAUUAGCUACGGCCGCCGCCUCCUCAUCGCCUCGUGCUCUUCUUCCGCGAUGACGCCUAGGGGCGACGACGUCGACGACUGCUCCCGUGAGCUGCCGCAGGAGGUUGAUGAUGAUUGCGCAGGCGAGGAGGACACUCAAACUUGCCAUCAUUCGAACCUGAUCAUGGACAACCCCCUCAACCAGCUCUCCGCCCUGGCAGGCCAGUGUUCCAGCCUCCCUUCUUUGCUCCAGCCCCCCGUGUCCCCAGGAGCUGAAUCCGUCGUGGAUGAGAAGCCCCUCCUGAUCCAGCAUCCACCCGCCGCCUCCUCCCCGAUCACCCCCGAACCGCGCGCCACCACUCAACCCAGCAACUGUAGCCCCGCGGGCGGAGCCUGCAGCGAGCACAGCGUUCACGCCAGCACCCCCAGCGUGUCCAACAGCCAGCCCGGCACGCCGGCCCCCGGCCAGUCGGCCCCCCUGCUGGACCACCGGCGCGUGCUGCAUCACUGCCAGCACUGCGACAUCUACUUCCCCGACAACAUCCUCUACACCAUCCACAUGGGCUGCCACGGCUACGAGAACCCAUUCCAGUGCAACAUCUGCGGCCACAAGUGCAGGAGCAAGUAUGACUUCGCCUGCCAUUUUGCUCGCGGUCAGCACAAGUGACAAGUUUUGAUAACUUUACAGGAUUUUUAUUUAUUGAUUUUUUUUUUCUCCCCACUUGGCCUUGAUGUAGCAUUUAUCCUUCCAAAAAGAUGUCAGAAUUCAGAUGGAGCCCUUGUCUAUGAUCGGUGAACGUUUUUCACAAGCGGAAGGAGUCAUAAUUUUAUGAAGGAGUCAAUAGCGCCACUUAUGAGAACACAUUUGUAUCUCUACAAUUAAUAUUUUUAAAAUUUGAUGAGAAUAACGAGGAAUUUACUUGGGAAAAGAGUUGCAAUAUUACGAGAAUAAGUACAGGAAAAAAAUGCUAAUUUUAGACAGAAAAUGUCCCUUGCAAAUUACACGUAUAUUGUCAAAAUGUAAAAAAUAAAAUGUUACAAUUUUAUAAGAGUAAAGUUGUAACAUUGUGAGAAAAAAGUUUUAAUAUAAAAAACUCAUAAGAAUAGAGUCGGAAUACUACAAGAAUCAACUCAUAUGAGGAAAGUGCAAUAUAACACGAAUACAGUGAAAAUGUUCUAACAUCACAAGAAAAGUAGUAAUUUUAUGAGAAUAAAGUUGUCUUUUAGGAGGAAAAAAGUCAAAUCACAAUUGAGGAAAAAAAACAAUUUUAUAAGAAGGUUGUAACAUGAAAACUGUGUCAUGUUACAUAGGAAAUAUUCUAUUUUCUGAGAAAAACAGAGAAUCAGAAUAUUUCCUGAAUAAAGUGAAAAUAUUGAGAAAACGUCAAAAUUUGACAUGGGAAAAGUCUUAAAAUCCCAUGGGAAAAAAAACAUAUUACAAGGAGAAGUUAGAAUGGAAUAAGAAAUUAGUCAAUAUUUUUUUACAAGUUCAAAUCUUACCAGAGAAAAAUUUAAUAUUUCACAAAUAAAGCCAAAAUAUUAUGAGGGGAAAAGUCGCAAUUUUUGGGAAUUUUAUAAGAAAAAGCUGAUUGCUGAUUGAAAAUAUGAAGUAGUUGUCAUAUCACAAAAAUAAAAAAAAUAAUUUUACGAUUAAAAAGUCCUUUUACGGGACUGAAGUAAUUUACGUGAAUACAAAAUCUGAAUGUUACAUGGAUAAGGCCAAAAUAUAAAAAGUCAUAAUUUUAUGAGCAUAAAGUUGUAAUAUUGCAAAAAUCAUUAUUUUACCAGAAGUUGUAAUUCUAUGAAACAGAAGUCAGAACGAGAAAUGAGAAAAUAAAUUAAAUGAAAUAAAUGAGAAAUUGUUAUUUCAGGUGAAACUAUUCUAAUAUUAAGAGAAAAUAUUUCUAAAAUGAGAAACAAAGGUACGAUUUCAAAAAAAUAAAAUCUUUGAUGUGGAAAAAAUAUUAUAUGACAGUAAAGUGGUAAUCAUCGUACGAAGAGUUUAGUGUUAUUGUGCAAACUUUUUUUCUGGGGGAAAAAUAUAGCUUAGCCCAUAAUAUUGCAACUUUGCUAUGGAAAAAAAAAAAUACUGCUCUCACAAGUCUCUUUUUUUUCCCCUCACCUUUUUUUUUACUCUUUCAUAUAAAUUAAAUAAACCAACCAUGAAGGAGAUUUCUUUUUUUUCUUUUCUUUUUUUUUAAACUUAAUAUACAGUAUUUCGGGAUGUAGCCUCAACUCUCCUGGAGCUAAUCCUAUAAGGUUGCCUCAGUAACACAACUUUGUUAAAAGUGAUGUGGUGUUGAAAUAAUGCCAGUAUUUCUUUGCAGUGCCUGACAUUUGACGUUUGUGAGUGAAAUAGGAAAAAAGUCUGAAGUAUCGCCUGUAUUUUGCCAAAAUCUUCCUUCCAUAAUGCUGCUAUGACUCUUUGGAAUAAAUUCCAGCUGCACCACAAGACAGUGAUUGGCCACUGUGGCAAUGUUACUAAUGCCCGGUCAGCCACUGAGGUGUAAACUGGAUUUUAACUUACUUUAAAAUUUUUGUGUACUGUAGUUCCUGAACACACCUCACCAGGGGCCACCAGAAAAUGUUGCUUUCCUUUAGUAACAUAGCACACUGAACUUGCUAUUGUCUGAAGUCACUUUAAGAACCGUAUCCCCAUGGCCUUACAACCUUACUGAUGACAGUUUCCCCAAAUGUAUCCCACUGAGCCUGGUGCUUUUUUUUCUUGAAUAUUUACUACAUAUUGUAUUCUCAGUGGUUGAUUUGAUGUUCGGUGUAAAAAAAAUAAUAAUAAUAAUAAUUCUAGCGGGGUACACACAUACCGAACCUAUUUUUAAAAUGUGAGGGACUUUUAUGUAAUUUCUUAGUCAUCCAAGUCAUGAUGAUCCACAAAAGUUGACUGGAGGCAACUGGACUCUUCUGGGUUGUUGAAGACGUUUCACCUUUAAUCCGAAAGGCUUUUUCAGUUCUAAAUUUUAGGUGAUGAUUCUCAUUCUGGUUGGUGUGUUCCAACGACUGUUUGUUAUGCAGAAAGACACACCAGGCAACAAGAAACAACCUAGGGGAACUCGACACCUAAAAUUUAGAACUAAAGAAGUAUUUUGGAUUAAUGGCGAAAGGUCUUCAACAACCCAGACUCCCGUUGCCUCCAUUCAAUUUUUGCAGAGUAGUACUCCAAGAAGAGAACAGAAGAAACUAUGCUAACUCUUAGCUUGUCUGGUAACUUCUACUACUACGAACGACUUGCGAGAUUUUUUACAAACGCUCAACACAAAAGUUUCAGUUGGCUUGCUAGUUUGCUACCCUUCAGUUUUACGUCAAAAUCGCGGCGUCUGACUCUGCUUGACUGUGUUGAAUCAAUCGACCAUCGAUUAUUGCAAUUGUAAACACUGAAUAGGUUCAACAUUUAAGAUUGUCAGCCGAACCGUUUUCCAAGCAGAUGGGUGAGGAAAAAUGAACCCCACCCUAGCCCACAGGAUAUAUUGCUCAGGAUAAUCUUUUAGAGACAUGCAAUAAUCGGGCCUUUGCUGACUCCGUUCGCAAAAAGAAGGGAAAAUGCACAAAUUCGGUCCAAUGUGUGUACCUUGCUGACACCUACUUUAGCAAGUUUGUCCAGUUUGUUGGCUUCUGUCGUCUUUUGCCAAGCAGAGUGUACAGUAGUGACUUGCCGCUGUGCCCAGCACAAGGAAUGAAUGAUGCCUUUUGUCAUCACUGUGUUCUCACUUCAUAGGUAGCGUUUGUCUCAAAAGCCCUUUCUUCCUUUGGGAUGC
Messenger RNA from Phyllopteryx taeniolatus (common seadragon), 4711 nucleotides. It is a transcript of the gene ikzf5, whose product is annotated as IKAROS family zinc finger 5. The coding region runs from base 322 to 1608 and encodes 428 amino acids. Gene Ontology annotation, molecular function: RNA polymerase II cis-regulatory region sequence-specific DNA binding; DNA-binding transcription factor activity. Lineage: Eukaryota; Metazoa; Chordata; Actinopteri; Syngnathiformes; Syngnathidae. The record is from RefSeq and is a predicted model, not a curated record. Gene Ontology annotation, biological process: regulation of transcription by RNA polymerase II. The transcript is spliced from 4 exons.